GCCUGUUCCGUUGAAUUCAGACUCACUGUCAUUUUAACUUCCUUCCUGCCUUUUGUACAUUAAACAAACAUACGGCUCUGACGCGAGGUGUCGAACAGCUCGUGAGAUACACAGUCACACAGAUACAUUGAUUUAAAUUGGUUAAAGAACUCCUGGAAUGUAGCAGCAGUGGAGCAGCUCAAGUUAUUAUUCUGCUUCGUGUCCCGAAUUCGCGAGUACGCGCUUCUCGGACAAUUUAAACAACAGCGUCUGCAACGAGGAGACUUGUAGCCCCCUGCUAAUGAUGAACCAGAAGUGGACAUAAUAUAUGAAUGAGGAAAGGAGUCAGGGAUUGUAUUUUAUUCUACGUGUCAGCUUUCCUUUGGUCCCUCCUAACAAUGGUUGGCUCCAAAGGCCAGUGGACCUUGGAUGAAUAGACCUAAAUGGGUGCAAAAACGGACAGAGUCAGCCUGCCACUAUGGCAGCUUAUGCUCUGAACAGCCUGAUAAUGAUGAACCCCAACAACCUGACCAAUAAAAGCAGCCCUCGAACAGGAAGGCCUGUCCUCCCAGUGCCCAGUCGUUCUACAUUUAGCCCGGUACUGGGGGGCAGCGGAGGUCCCUAUAGCCCAGGAAGCCUGAGCCCUGGGUCUGCAGGCAAAUCAUUUGUCUUCCCAACAGGUACCGGUUCCAGUUGUCGAAGGGCACUUUCACCAUGCCGACGGCCAGAAUCACUGGGCGUGCAUGUAGGAAAUCGUGUGCGCAGACUCAGUGGGUCCGGCCUAGAGGAAGAGCAGGAGAACGAAGAGCGCCGUGCCGCUCAGCAAAUUGAGCGCGGCAAGGAACUGCAGAAUGUGGAGGUGAACAAGAAGGUGGAUCUGUUUGAGGCCCAAAUAUCUGCUCAGACUCACAGCAGAGAGGCUCAACGAAGCCCACGAAUUUCCAGGAAAACUCCCCCGAACUUAGUCCCUGUCCCACUCGCCAACUUCAGCUUGAAUCCAGAGGAAACACUUGCAACACAGAACAAGGAUCACUCAACAGGGAUCCCCAAAGAACUGCAAAAUGGAAAGCGCUUCUCCUGCAUGGAGGAGGGGCUGCAGGUCAGCAGUGAGGAGAAGGACAGGGCUGACCCAAAUACAGAAGAGGGCGGCCCACUUGAGAGCACAUCAGCAGGAAUUAAGAGCGAAGCUGACAGCCCUACCGACAAUCACUCCAGGACUUCACCAGAGGCCAACGAGUGCUCAGCAUCUUGGACCGAGACAUGUUUGACAAAGCCGGGAGCUGAGCCAGCAGAAACUCAGGCAGAGUCUGACUGGGUCAGUCCGGAGCUGGGCUCCAUCCCUGCUGUCAUUAUUACGGACCACGGCAUGGAGGGCACUGAGCCUCAGGUUAGUCCUCAAACUAACAGAGUCGUGAGAAAGCUUUCCUCUUCCUCUGCCUCCUCAACGGGAUUCUCCUCGUCCUGGGAGGAAUCAGAGGACGACAUUUCCAGUGACACGGAGCGGUCCCCAGCUUUCCUGCAGACACAACAGAAAGCGCAUAAAUCAUGGAAGAAGAUCAAGAAUAUGGUGCACUGGUCACCAUUUGUCAUGUCCUUCAAGAAGAAGUACCCUUGGAUACAGCUGGCUGGCCAUGCAGGCAAUUUCAAAGCAGGAGCUAACGGUCGCAUCCUAAAGAAACACUGUGAGUGUGAGCAACAAUGUCUCGAUAGGCUAAUGAGAGACGUGCUAAAGCCAUACGUUCCCGCCUACCAUGGAGAUGUAGAGAAGGAUGGAGAGAGGUACAAUCAGAUGGAGGACUUGCUGGCAGACUUUGACCUACCCUGUGUCAUGGACUGCAAGAUGGGCGUAAGGACGUAUCUGGAAGAGGAGUUGACGAAAGCCAGGAAGAAGCCUAGCUUGAGAUCUGACAUGUACCAGAAGAUGAUCGAGGUGGACCCCAAUGCGCCCACGGAAAAGGAGACAGAACAGAAAGCGGUCACUAAGCCUCGCUACAUGCAGUGGAGGGAAACCAUCAGCUCCACCGCCACGCUAGGCUUCCGCAUCGAGGGCAUCAAGAAUGAGGACGGAACAGUAAACAGGGACUUUAAAAAGACUAAAACGCGAGAACAAGUGACUGAGGCCUUCCAAGACUUCGUCAAAGGAAACGAGAAAAUCCUGAAUUCCUAUCUGAAUCGUCUGAAAGAGAUCAGGGACACUUUGGAAAAGUCAACGUUUUUCAAAACGCACGAGGUGAUUGGCAGUUCUCUAUUAUUCGUCCAUGACAAACGGGAGCAGGCAAAAGUGUGGAUGAUAGACUUUGGGAAGACCACACCAUUGCCGGAGGGGCAGGAGCUGUGCCACAGGGCCACCUGGGUGGAGGGUAACAGGGAAGACGGCUACCUCUACGGCCUAGACCACCUCAUAGACAUUAUUUCCCAAAUGCUACCUAAACCCCACUAGAGUAAGAGGAUUCGAUCUUCUCGCCCGCACUACAGUUCAAGACCUAAAGCUAUCCUAACCGAUCGCCCCGUCUCACCAAAAAAGAAAACUGUAAAACUUAAAACAGGAUAUCAGCCGCAAUGGCCUUUAAACGAGUGUGUAUGUUUGUAAACUUGUAGAUGCUGUACAUAUAGUGUAAAUGCCAGUGUUUUAGUUCAGAACGUGUGAAUAGGAUCUUUGCAGCUAGCGCUUUAACAAACGGGUGAAUCUUAAAGCCACACUCCCUUUAUGUGCGAUGUUUUCAACAUGCUUGUGUUUCGGAAAAGUGUAAAGCACACACUGUUUUACUCAUGAUCGUCUUAAUAUUUUGUUUUAGAUGCUGCAGAAAAGACUUUUUGUAUUCUCACCUAUAGGCACCAUUUCUUAUUUGAAACAAAACUAAAAUAUAUAUAAAAUGGUAAAGCCUAACAAUCAGAUGUUUAUUGAGAUAUAUUUAUAUUUUUAAGAUUCUAACUAAUAUUCAUUUGUUUUAUAGUUUUUUUUUACCCUUUUAAGAUAAUGUUAAUGUACUGUUAAAUAUGUCAUUUAUACUGAGUGCCUAUAGUAGAACAAAUUUGGUGGAUGGGCUGUGCUUUUAUACUUAAAUUCUUCAUAUUGACAUUCCAAGUAGGGCUGGGUAAUUGAUCAAUACAGAUUUUACAAUUCGGUUACGAUUCUUGAUUACAAUUAACAAGCUCUCAAUCAAUUCAGUCCGGACUUCAAUCCAAUUUAAUACGAUUCCGAUGUAUUUGGGUAUGCAUUUCAGUUAAAGUUUUUGACUUUAGUCAUUCGUUUUGAGAAUGAGGCUACGCUCCCACUAAAAAAAUGUAUUUUUUCCUGCUCCCGUUCACAAAUCGUACGUUUUGUCCCGUUCCAGUAAGACUCUGUCCCUCUCCGGUGUCAUAAGCAAUUUUUCACUCUAUUAAAGUCUCAUUUUUACGCGCCACCCUAGACUUAAUAGAAAAGUGUUUCGUUUUGCUGUCACUUGUAUUGCAUCACAUUCAAAACAGAUUGCAAACUUUAAAAUAUUGCUAACUAUGAUAUUACAAAUAUGAUUUUUGUUUUGUUGCGGUGUCACUGAAGAUUGAGUUGAUUUGGAGUGAGUAAUAUAAGCUGAACACAGUGCCAUCUGUAGGAUGGGAAGAGCAGUACAAAUACAAAUACUUUAUCACGUAGCCACUAAAUAAUUUGGAUAUUAAGACUGAAAAACUGAAAUUAACUGAAAAAUCUAUAUUUUUACCCAGCCCUAUCCCCAAGUGCCCAAAAUAAUGUGCAAUUAAUUGAGUGUCAACGUUUUUUUUAGGCUCCAGUUCAAGGAGAUUAUUAAUCUGUCAAUACCAGCGUGUGGUAUGUUUUCAAGUUCCCUGUUAACACACAGUCUGCACUGCUUUUUGUAUUUUAAAAUCAGUAAGAACAGCAACUGUCCUUGGAGUCACUAUAAUAAGGGUAAAAAUAAGAGCUUUUCUACGAGCUACAAUGUAUUUUUUUAAUUAAUACAGACUGUGAUCUUAAUCUACACAUCUGUUGACCAAAAACGUCAAACAUUCCAUGCAAGUUCAAACAUUGCAGAUCAUCACCAGAGCCUUAAGAAAUGUUGUACUUCCUUUGAAAGUGCCUGAGGGCGCCGCUCGAUGCAGUGCCUCUGAAUGCUGAUUCACUUGAGAGAGGUGAUUGUUGUUUGCAUGACUAUUUGCCAUGCAAAUGAACCAUCCCCGCAUACCGCCAAACAAUGAGAUAAUGCUCAAAGCAAAAUAUCAUUGGAGAUAAAAACUAAUUUGUUGGUCAGUAUGGAAACCUUGUGCUGACACCAGCAUAAACGCAAUCAGUGAUUAUUCGUUGUUGAUUUAGCCCGGGAGAGAGGAACACCUAGGGCAGACCUACAGGUCGGGACGUCAACACCACGCACUCCAGUCACUCGGUAAAGGCAGAUGGGUUAUUGAGAGGCCUCGAACCAAAUGUCACCGCAUUGUUUUUUUUGUUUUUUACCCGUCAUAUAUUUGUGACGGGAUUUUGCUGUUGUUAAAUAAAUGACCUUUUACGAGUGCAAAAGGAACAGAGAGGACAAAAGGUCUCAAAUCCGUGUCCUAAAGCCACAGUUCUCUAAACACGCUUAAAAUGGGUAGGAAAAAUGAAAUAGGUCAAAUCAUAGCUGCUGUAAGUGAUUUUUUAAUAGGCCUACAAUACAUAAUUCUUCACUACCUGACAGUCAGAUAUCACUGAAAUAGGUGUUUGAGAAAAAGAAGUAAAAAAAUAUAUAAAAAACGCAGCCAGGAAACAUUUUUCAUUCUUCAAAUGCCAACAUAAUGGUAGUUAUGGCAUGUACCACAUGAUGUGCGACACUAAACAAAAAAUAACCUGAAAAAUUAAAGAAAAAGGCGACUUUUGUUUGGAAAGUAAAAUUAUUUUUGCAUUUGAUUUGAUGGCAUUAAAAAAAACACUUACAGCAGCUUUAAUCAGGUCUAUUCACCCCCAAUUUUUUUUUUCUGUACUAAAUCUUGAAGCCAGAUGUGCUUUCUCCCUACACAAGCUAAAACACGGAAGUAGGGCUUCCCCUGCUGUUUAUGGUGCUGUAUUACAGAGAACAAACAAAACUGACCAAGUCUUCUUCUUGCCCUUGACGUUUUACAUUUCACGCCAUAUUUGUGAGGUCAAAAAUUGUGGGAAUUUCUAGUGGUGUCAUAAGCAUACUCAUAUUUAUAUUGUAUGUUUUGUUACAUUUUGCACAAGAACACUAAAUGUAGCUGCAUUGUUUUUUGUUUUUUGUUUUCUUUCUUGUUUGUUUGGCUUCCCAUAUCUUGGUGACGUAGUGGUUCACUGUAAUAUAAGCUAAGCUCAUUGCUGUGUAAAAAAAUGUGCAAACAUCUUCAGAGUGUGCUCUGUCUGUUCAUGAAAAUAAAUCUCUGAAACCAGUGA
Molecule: messenger RNA, 5350 nt
Organism: Pimephales promelas (fathead minnow)
Lineage: Eukaryota; Metazoa; Chordata; Actinopteri; Cypriniformes; Leuciscidae
Gene: itpkb
Product: inositol-trisphosphate 3-kinase B
Biological process (GO): phosphatidylinositol phosphate biosynthetic process; inositol phosphate biosynthetic process
Cellular component (GO): nucleus; cytoplasm
Molecular function (GO): inositol hexakisphosphate kinase activity
Source: RefSeq, a predicted model, not a curated record